AACAAAUAUUUAACCUAACAUGACAAACGUUAUUCAAUCCAGGCCCUAUCUCACGGGCGCCCUGUCUCUAAUCACACUAGGCAGUAUAGCAGCCUACCUGACCAAGCGACGCCUGAACACAUCAUGUCCUCGCGUCCCAAUACACCAACUCCCAACAUCAAGCGCAUGUCGCAACCUUCUCGACACAGGAGAGGAGAUCGCUAAUCGCUCUCCAAUUGGAAUCGAUAAGUCAGUUUUACUAUCGACAUGGCCCAGCACAGACCGCAAAACACACUGGGUCCCGCACUUCGUCGCACUACAAGUCGACAUCCCAAUUUCGCAACUAGAGAAAUACGAUGCCCGAAAAUACGGUGUUGAAGGUGACAAGCCCAGCACUUAUCAACUGAGCCAGAAACUCUUUGCUGCCUUUUUAGAUGCACGGAGUCGCGGUCCCGAGGCGUGGGUCUUGGACGAACCCACGCCACCGUCUUUAACGCCGGGAAGUCUAUUAUUCGGAAAGGGGAACGAUAUCGGUGCGUUUAUGCUAGGGAGUUGGAGCUCAAUAUCCAAAACUCCUCUAGAGUCCCAGAACCUCCCAUCAGCAGGACCGAAGCCGGUCACCGAGUUCCCGUCAAACAAAGACGCCGUAUUCAAUUGCGACACCGAUACAGCUGGCACGGUAUUCUACUGGAGAGUCCCGACCGGCCUCAUCAACGCCGUCAAUAGUCCAGCCUCGUACGGCAUCCCAUGGCGGUUCAUGGACGGCGGAUUCCAGGAAUUCAUCGUGGAGCGGGGUCCGGAUGACACGGCGAGGGUGUCGUAUGUCACUAUAGAAUGUUCGAAUCUGUAUCCUGGCGGUCAAAGGAGGGACUUUAAGAUGAUGCCAAGGCUCUUAUAUGAGCUUCAUGUAUUAUAUGGGCAGAUCUUGCUGUUCAAGACUCUGCGGCAGCUUGGGUAGGCUUGUUUUGAUAGUUGAAGAUAAUCUCAUCUCAGUAUAAUUCUGCCGAUAAAAUAGACCCACUGUGGUGGCACGAGAGAGCGAAGAGUAUAGUAAUCCUUAGCGAG
Molecule: messenger RNA, 1044 nt
Organism: Aspergillus versicolor CBS 583.65
Lineage: Eukaryota; Fungi; Ascomycota; Eurotiomycetes; Eurotiales; Aspergillaceae
Exons: 1
Coding region: 20-937 (305 amino acids)
Source: RefSeq, a predicted model, not a curated record